AGCUACAGCAAGUUUAUACAAGUUGGGUAUAAACAUUUUUCUGUCCUUCCAAAUAUUCCAAGGGAUUCUCCAAUGUUACCCUAUGGUUGUAUGUUUGCAUGUUGUUCUAUCUUUGCACCCUAAAAUCAGUGACCUGAGAUUGGUCCAAUUUUCUGCCUGUCUCCAUGGGAAGCACGGCUCUAUACCUCAACCAGAUGAUGUAUUUUUGUUGCAUCAAAGAAAAUGUGGUGAGAAAAAAGGUGUUUUUGUCAAACAUCCUGUAUAUAACCCACAUCUUUGUGCGUCUGUGGGAGUGCGCACAUGCAUGUUCUUAACCUAAAUGUUAUUGGUCGGUUUACUUUUCUUUUUGUUUCGGGAGCUGAAGAGCUGACGGGUCACCCGGUUGACCGACCAUGACAUCUGCCAGGCUCUUCCUAAGUGUCGAGCUAAAACUGCUGCAGGGUUAAACUGUUAAAGCUAGUCAAAACUUUGCCAAAAAGAGUAGAAAUUAAGCAAACAUUGUUACUUCACCUCAUCCUCCUCUGGAAGUCUCAGGCACACCAUCUGAAUCUGGGAAUCUCUAUCCUCCACCUCCUGUUUAUCACGUGGGGGAAGUGCUGUUUGCUGCAGUGGAGCGGUUUAUAUACAACGGCUUGUGAAGGAGUUGCAGUAAAACCAAGUGCUGGUCCACAAUGACGCUACUGGCUUACACUAUACUGUUGGUCUGUCUUUCUGCUUAUUCAGAAAGCACUGUUAUUUCCAAAGAGCCAGGUGGAAGCAUCAAUUUGACAUGCUCCUCUGAUGAAUGUCCAGACAAAAUCGACGGAUACAAUUAUCUGUAUCUGUACCAUGAGAAGGACGAGGUCCUGUUCUUUCCUUUCACAUCUCAGAGUGUGGCUGUGCCAAGAGGAAAGUAUAAACGCAGGAUCCAGACACACAGAUCUAUCAUGACCUUUACUAUUAGCAACCUGACCGUGAAUGACGAGGGUAUCUACAAAUGUGUCUACAAAAAAUCGGAUAAAGUCUUUGUCAAUUGCGGCAUCUAUGGAGUUUUUAUAACAGAAACAAUGUCAUGUCCCAUGAUGCCUCCCACCAAAUGUUCCACCUGCAUUGAGCCAAGGACAACCCUGAUGUUAUUUAUAAUUUUAAUCUGCGUCAUCAGUGUGCUGGCCAUGUGGAUCUUCUUCUUGCUGAUCAUUCCAAGGGUGAAACAAUGGUGCAUAAGGAGAAGAACGGGAGGCGACCAGAAUGUCGCCACUGAUAAUGUGUAUGAAAUCAUGAGCGGGAACGCACGAGGCCAAGCUGACAACUGAACUAUAUACUAUGUCUUGUUUUCAACUGUUUAACUUGUAAACGUUUGAGUUUUCUAAAAAAAAAAAAUAAAGCAGAAAAAUUCAAUCUAAAGAUCCCACACAGGGCCUACUUGGACAUUUUAUUCUGUAUUUCCUUCAGUUCGCAUCUGUUAGUACUCAAAAGAAAUUUUAAAUGUUUUUUUUUUUUUUUUUUCAAAACUAAGUGUCAAAUCUAUGUGAUCUACAGUACAAGUAAGAGAGAACAAGAGUCAGACACAAUAACGAGACCAGAUGGUGUUGUGUCCCACAUAUUGACACGGCAGAUCUAACUGCUAGAUGUAAUAGUGGUUUACAUGUCUGCUGUUAAAAUGUCAGAUAUGUAGAAAAUUAUUAUCGUCAUGUAGCUAUUUUUGGCUUUAUGCCAAAAUUUAAUUAGAAAAUCGGCACAAGUAAACGACGAAAGAAGAAUUUUCUGUGGUAUUUAAAGGUCCAUUCUGGGUCUGGUAAUGAGUUUAUCAGAUGUGAACAGAAGGAAACCACAAGCAUUGCUAAACUGCGAUCAUAAAGGCAUGUUUUUCUCACCAGUAGAGACCGUUUGGUGGCACUGAACCAUGCAGUGAAGCAACUUCACUGUCUUUGUAUGCAACACACACAACUUUUUAUUUCUCAUUUCUAGCAUUUCAUUUUUAUGAAACAAAAUAUUUUCUUUUUGCCCAUUUGUAAAUGUUUUUACCUUAGAGACCAGAAUACACUGUAUGAUUACUUUGACUACUUACUGUUAUUAGGUGUGUUAGAAUCUCUGGAGGACAUGAAAUGCAAUAACCUAAAAAAAAAAUAAACAUUUUAUUAA
Molecule: messenger RNA, 2121 nt
Organism: Xiphophorus hellerii (green swordtail)
Lineage: Eukaryota; Metazoa; Chordata; Actinopteri; Cyprinodontiformes; Poeciliidae
Exons: 5
Coding region: 672-1292 (206 amino acids)
Biological process (GO): adaptive immune response
Cellular component (GO): membrane
Molecular function (GO): signaling receptor activity
Source: RefSeq, a predicted model, not a curated record